Molecule: messenger RNA, 1126 nt
Organism: Cylas formicarius (sweet potato weevil)
Lineage: Eukaryota; Metazoa; Arthropoda; Insecta; Coleoptera; Brentidae
Product: delta(3,5)-Delta(2,4)-dienoyl-CoA isomerase, mitochondrial
Exons: 6
Coding region: 134-1051 (305 amino acids)
Cellular component (GO): mitochondrion
Molecular function (GO): delta(3,5)-delta(2,4)-dienoyl-CoA isomerase activity
Source: RefSeq, a predicted model, not a curated record
GUUGUUUUCUAUUUAUGAUCUGUAACGCAAAAAUUGUAGUUAAUUUUUUUGAUUAUAAUUUAUGUUAUAUUAUUUUUUUAUCCAUGUUUGGAAGUACUUGAUAUAACAAGGUCAUUUUUCUUUUAAAGAAAGUAUGUUUUAUAUAUCCAACUCUUUUAUUUGCAAGUCGAACAGGUUUUCUAAAGCGAUUUUGCACAACAUUAGAGCAAUGUCUUCUGAUGUUCCUAGAUUUCAAACUUUGUCAAUCACAAUUCCAAGAGAAUUUGUGUAUCAUGUGCAACUCAAUAGACCAGAACGUCUUAAUGCACUUAACAGAACAAUGUGGUCUGAUAUCGAAAAAUGCUUCCACAACUUGAGUAGUGAUGAGAAUUGCAGAGCUAUUGUAUUAAGUGGCAAUGGAAAGCAUUUCACAGCAGGGAUGGAUUUGCAAGAUACAGCUGAGGUAUUCCCUCAAAUUAAUGAAUUGGGAGAUGUCUCCAAGAAAGCGAAACAUUUUUAUCAAAUCUUAACUGAUUGUCAGAGGUCAAUGUCUUCUCUGGAACUUUGCCGCAAACCAGUUCUUGCUGCCAUUCAUGCAGCCUGUGUUGGUGCAGGUGUCGAUAUGAUUACUGCUGCUGAUAUGCGAUAUUGCACCAAGGAUGCCUGGUUUCAAGUAAAGGAGGUAGACAUAGGAAUGGCAGCAGAUGUAGGCACAUUGCAGAGGUUGCCGAAAGUUGUUGGAUCAGAUAGUUUAGCUAGAGAACUUUGUUUUACAGCUAGAAAGAUGCCUGCCUCUGAAGCACUGAGUUGUGGACUUAUAUCCAGGGUAUUCGAUACAAAAGAUGAUAUGUUGGAAAAAGUUUUAAAAAUAGCAGAGGAUAUAGCAAAGAAAAGUCCAGUGGCAAUCCAGGGAACAAAACUUAGUUUAGUUUAUUCCAGAGAUCAUACUGUGCAAGAGGGCUUGGAGCAUAUUGCUCUAUGGAACCAAAUGAUGUUGCAGAGUGAAGACCUGACAAAAGCGGUGAUGGGUCAAAUGUCCAAAGAUUCAAACAUAAGUUUUUCCAAAUUGUAAAACAAAGGUCUUAUGUGUAUAUAAUAUUAUGUUGGUGGUAUUUGUUUUGUUUAUUAAAAAGAAAAGUAAAUAGUA